UCACUACUUUGUCAGGACCUUCAUCCCAGUGAACCUUUGCCAGGAUCAUCCCCUCUGGUUCCCCUCUUCUCUUUGAGUUCUCUAACCUUUCCCUUUGCUGCUUCUCAUUAUAAGUAUUCGUUCAGCUUUGUAGUGCAUCAUGAACUGCUGAUAACCACACCUAAAAGCAGCUGCCAUGCCAAUCUGCACUGCAAAGAAUUUCAGAACUAUGAAAACAAGAAGUUCUUCAAAGCUGUUUCCCACACUUUUUUUCCCUCAGGAAUGCAUGUGAUUACAACCUAAGCGGUGUGACACUGCACCCCUCCACUGACAGUCAUAUAAGAAAUGAUGCCUGAGAGCAGCAAUUCAUUUAUUCAAGGGGCCCAUAAAAACGGCAUUAUUCAUUAACCCAGCCCUGCCACCUCACUGUCCUUCAACUGAUUUAUUAAACACUACCAAGUUUUACAUUUUCGAAGUACAUUUAUUAAUUAAGCUGGAUUAUAGAUGUAAUCUGCUUCAUGUAACUUGUUUCCUGAUUGAGUACACAGAUGUCUGCACAAUUUUUAAUCAUCAGGAGAGCACCCAGCACACUCACUAUGGCAUUUUCCAUUUUAAAAUCUCAGUAAUUUUUUAAAUUUAUAGUUUUAGUAAAUCCAGAGGCUUUCUGCAUUCUGAUUUAUGUUCCUCUCUGCUACCACUCCUCUGUUUUCUGAAUUGAGGUUUAUACAGGUUACUCGUGUAUUGGUAGCAGGGAUUAAAGUAGCACAUCUGUGCCCUUUCAUUUGUUUAAUUACAACAAACACAGGCAACUCAAGUGAUGAACAGUGAAAAAAUGAACAGUGAGACGCUAUGAAGGAGCAGUAAGGGUUGCAGAGUUGAACAUUCAGUGCAUUGGGCAGAACAGUGGAUCUCACACAGGAAGUGGGAGAGCAGCCCAAGUCUUUCCAUUGCUGCUCAAUGAACUACUGUUGGAAACAGCAGCUCAGUAUGAGCUCAGGCAUUUGGGAGCGAGAAGUCCCCACAACCAGGACAGACCAUUUAGUCUUCAUCCUGAGGACAGAAUGACUGGAGCAGCACCGAUUCCAAACAAGCCCUCCAUGCUAAUUUCUCAUUGAUUUUCUUUGAAUGAUAGAAGACAUGAACAAGACGAAAGGAAGCGACACUUUUCCAAAAACACUUCCCUCCAGAACAGGGGAUGUGCAUCCCCACCACCCAUCCAUCCCUCUAUAGACAGGGCAACAGUUAGACAUGGCACUGAGCAGACAUGCUGACCAAGCCAGCAUUCAUUUACCAGCCACAAAAGCUUGAUGAAUUAACAGCUACAAGAGACAGUAAUCGUUAACUAAAACCAUGUUCUGAGAGAGUUUUCCAGAAUUCCCCUCACUGGAAGGGCAGCACUGCAGGAGCUGUGAGCACCAUUUCUGGCACUGAGCAGCAAUGGGACAAAGACUGAAUGAUAACAUGGGAACAAUGGGAAAGUCUCCUCCAUUGGGUGCACAUUCUGUGCUGUGCUCUUUCUCUCAUGAGUUACAACAUCCACUACAGCAAACUGCCUGAGCCGCAGCCUCUAUUCAUUGAGCUUCCCUUCAAGUCGGUGACAAUUUUCUAUCUGCUGUACCUGCAGCUGUGCCCUAAUGUAUUUUGAGCUUUUCUAUUUAUUUCCGAGCAAUAUUCUAUUUUUAUCUGUAAGGAUCCAAAAUAUUCCAACCUUCCCGCUCACUGCUACAGCUCUGCAAGUCCGGUAAAUCUGAACUGUUAAUUUUUCACUUAUUAAAAACCCCAAAAGUCCUAAUAAAAGCACAGUGAACAGUUCGGGCGGAUGACAUUUCAUCUAUUAUCUGUUUGGUGUCAGACACCAGAAGCGACCAGGGGCAGUUCCUUCCUAUACUUCUUUGCUGUUAUCUGGAAAGUUUCAGCAGGCAAACAGUUAAGAUAGAGGGGGGAGGAGGAGGAGGAGGAGGAGGGAGGGUGGCCUUCCCACCCAUUCUCAUCAUCCAGCACACUCUGCGUGCAGCACUGGGGUUAAAGCCUCGGAGGUAAACCACGACUAUUUAUAAUCAUCAGCAAUGUACUCUACGUAUCUGAAAGUCUGAUUUCAGGCCUUUUAAAGACCAUCUCUGAACAGCAGCACCAGAAAUUUGGAGAACCUCAUAUUUUCUCUUAUUACUGUGAAACAGAGGACGUUUCUUCUGAAGCUGAACAGCACCGCUGCAGAAUAAAUAUGCUAAGCAUCGCAGGAAACCAGAUUGAGUCAUGUUAAUGUUUAACCCCUUUCAAUUAUACCAAAUUUCCACACAAGCAACAGAAUGAAGAACGCUGACUGAAUGCUGCUGAAGGACAACGGGACUCUAUUAUUUCUAUUAUGCUGCCUUCUCCUGGCUGACUCUGGAAAAGAGCAGACCGAAAAGCACCGCUGAUAGAACACAAAAUGGAAGAAUCCUCCACCAAACACACAGAUCCACUUUCUGGAAUGCUCAGUGGAAAAGAGGCAUUAUUUCAGCAUGGAAUUCAGCACAUACCGAUAACCCGCAUGCCUAAUUAAGCUAUGAUCAGAAGACGGUAUCUGGAUCAUAGAAGAUGAACCCACUGGAUGCGACAAAAUCAGGAUUUUUACUGUGCAUUGCUGUCUGUACGUUCAUCUGCACUUUCAUCUACCUGAAGGACUCACUUUCUACAGAGCCGGACGAACAGAAAUUUAGCACCAAUAGAGCAGAGUGUGGAUUUUACCCAGAUGAACUUUGUUCAGCUCUUUUCAUGGGGAAAACUGCCGCUCUUAAAAUUGGAAGCAUUUGUCAGAACACCUACAGACCUGCAGCACUCAGCUGUGUUCAGACCUCAUGCAACUGUUCCACGGUUUUGAAGGCUCUGCACUUUAUAACGAGACCACUGUCAGAUGAAGAAGGAAGUUUCUCACUGGCGUACAUUAUCACAAUUCACAAGGAGCUGGAAAUGUUUGUAAAGCUGCUAAGAGCCAUUUAUAUGCCUCAGAAUAUUUACUGCAUACAUGUUGAUGAGAAGUCACCAUCAGACUAUAAAGCUGCUGUACAGAACAUUGUAAAUUGCUUUGAAAAUAUUUUUAUUUCCUCAAAGAGGGAAAACGUCGUUUAUGGAGGAUUUUCAAGGCUACAAGCUGAUAUUAACUGCAUGAGAGAUCUGGUUCACUCCAAAAUCCAGUGGAAUUAUGUUAUUAAUCUGUGUGGCCAAGAUUAUCCUAUUAAAACAAACAAAGACAUUAUAAAAUAUAUCAAAAGUAAAUGGAAUGGUAAAAAUAUGACUCCUGGGGUAGUCCAACCACUUCACAUGAAACACAGGACACAGGUUAGUUACAGAGAAUACGUGCGUUCUGGAAUGUCAUACGUGUAUCCAACAAAGAAUGCAAAAACUAAACCUCCAUACAACUUGACGAUAUAUUUUGGUAGUGCCUAUUACAUAUUAACUAAAGAAUUUGUAGAGUUUACACUGACUGAUGCACGUGCAAAAGGCUUGCUGGAAUGGUCAAGAGACACGUACAGUCCGGAUGAACACUACUGGGUCACGCUGAACCGCCUGCAUGAUGCUCCAGGUGCUACACCAAACGCAGACUGGGAAGGAAACAUACGAGCCAUUAAAUGGAAAGAUCAAGAAGGAACUGCACACAAAGGCUGCAAAGGUCAUUACAUCAGAGACAUUUGUGUCUAUGGACUGGGGGAUUUACAGUGGAUUAUUGAAUCACCUCACUUGUUUGCCAACAAAUUUGAGCCUGCAAAGUAUCCACUCGUGAUGGAUUGCCUAGAGAGACGCUACAGGCUUAAAGUGCUGCACCAGGCUGAGGUCCCAAUUGAAGAUGACUGGCAUUUCCAGGACAAUAACCAUUUCAACAUGAAGCUGAACGUUUGAGGUUAACUGAAAUGUAAACAUAUACCCCAAAUACUGAGAACCCAUCGAUGUUUUCAUCCAUAGACUCCAUUUGCCUGGUGUACUGCACUCACCCCCAUGCUGUAAUUCUGUACUACUGUUUCACCAGUGAAAUAAGCAGUUAGUGUCACUCGCUACAGUAAAAACAAGAGCAACAACUGCUAAAGGAUUAAUUCCUAGAGAAAAUGACAUCUGUUACAAGGGGGAAGUUCAUAAUCUUCUAAGCGACCCAUUUAACUGAAAAACACACAUUCCCCAUGUCUGUACCUGAAGAAAAAGGAGGACUAAGUGGUAUAAAGGUAACAAAAUGGAAGUAAUGGCCGAACAAAGAUGAAAUAUGAAUACAACAAGUUAAUUGAAAUUGUGUCUGGUGUCUGCUUUAUAAAACAGAUAGCUCUGAGUAACAAACCUGUCACUAAAGCUGCAGAGCUUGCAGAGAAGCAGGUGACAGCCAGUUUCAGACACAGCCCAUUUCACUGUUAUUCAUGGCCAGCUGCGUCUCUAAUUUCAUCGUGUAGCAUGGCAACACCACCCGUGCACUGUCCAUGCUUUGCUCGUACUGAAAAGGGCGUUUGCAUCAGUAACAGUAGUAGGCGUCCUGCAACGUGUGUUUACAUUUACAAGUCUUUGUUUUUUGAUCCCCUGCAGGAGUUUAGGGCCAGGAGACAUGGAAACGGGAGGUCAGGGAACAAAGGAAAAUGGAGUGAAAAGCUGUUUUUCAAUCCCCACAGCUUUCCUGAAUCUUGACAGUAACUGGAGAUAACACCCAGAAGCAUCCAGGAUAAGGAUCUCAUUUCCCAGAUCCUUUGCAACCAACUGCAGUUCUAAUUAGCCUGCACUAAGGAAGUGGCUUUUCAUAUUCAACAUUCAUAAGUCAUAACAGGGAACAGUAACAUAAAGAGAAUGAGGAUGCAGCCCUCUUCCAGGUAAGAGCUGCAUCUUCCCCUCCUUAAGGGCUCUUAAGCGAGUUCUUUCAGUUGUGCCACAGAAGAGACUGGAGACUGAUGGGGAGACAGAAUAGAGUUGGUUAUGAAUUCUGAGAAGUCACCUCAGUUUUUUCUCCUUUAAAAGGUUUCUAUUUUUUGCAAAAAUGCAGCCAAAAAUUUAAUUCUGUUAAAUCCAAACAAGCUUCAAUUCUUUGUAUUAUCUCUGAUGGGAAAAAAUAUCCUCUUCCUUAUUAGUGCACUCGAUUAGAAACUACCAGUUGUAAAGAAAUAUCUAUGAGCAAUUUAGAUGUAAACUUCAACAUACACCCCACAUAGCACUCAUUUUGCAGGAAAACUCACUCAAAGAGCAAAUAUUUGUCAAAAAACAAACAAACAAAACAAAACAAAAAAAGAAUCAACAAAUGCCCUGCAGCAGAACAAACACAUUUCCUGGAACUGUAGCGUUUGUUUUCCCACACAAGUUUCUUGGAAACAAUGUUUAUCAAAUGGACUUUAACCUAAAGAAGGACCAUCUUGUCUCUAUUUAUUCAGAGAAACUUUUAAACUUAACCCAAAGGCCUGGAUUCAGCCUCAUGUGGAGCUCACGGCCUACCCUGGGACUGACUGCUGCUGAAAAUGUUCUCCUUAUGGAAGGAAAAAAACCAAGUCACUCAGCACAUUCAGCUGGGCAUGUUGAACAUCCCUCUGAAACCAGUACUGAUACUGUUGGGUCUCUGCAUAUGUUAGAGGGAACAAAACACAUAACAACAACUCUCCAAACCACAGCCAUCCUGCUGCAAGGUACUCCCAGCACUUCUCCACUCCAGGCUGGUUUUAAAAGCACAAAAGUAACAUUUGUCGUUGGUGUCUCUGUAGGAAAAGCAGUACCUAGCUUACACUGUUCAUCACUGCCAUGCAGAACAAUUGUGUUUCACCUCUGAAUUGAAUGAGGAGGUGAAAUUUGACAGGCACUGCUUUCACAUUGGCUCAGCUUGCAGAAACUGAUCAAACUGGGGGGG
Molecule: messenger RNA, 5818 nt
Organism: Coturnix japonica (Japanese quail)
Lineage: Eukaryota; Metazoa; Chordata; Aves; Galliformes; Phasianidae
Product: putative beta-1,3-galactosyl-O-glycosyl-glycoprotein beta-1,6-N-acetylglucosaminyltransferase 7
Cellular component (GO): membrane
Molecular function (GO): acetylglucosaminyltransferase activity
Source: RefSeq, a predicted model, not a curated record